AUGAGAAUAUCACUGCUAUCGUUGGCGGCCACCGCCUUUGCACUUCCUGCCCAGGAUGUCCUCGAACCAAGGGCGACUGGAUCUCUCGACUCGUGGCUGGCUGCAGAGAGCCCCGUUGCUUUACAAGGCAUACUGGCCAACAUUGGGGCGAACGGAGCAAAGGUAGCUGGAGCCAAGUCCGGCAUUGUAGUUGCUUCGCCCAGCAAGAGUAAUCCAGACUACUUUUACACAUGGACGAGAGACGCUGCAUUGACUAUCAAGUGCCUCGUUGACCAGUUCUUAUCCGGUGGUGCUGCGAGCCUUGAAGAGACAAUCGAAGAAUACAUCAAUUCUCAAGCAUUCUUACAGGGCGUCAGCAAUCCAUCUGGUAGUCUAUGUUCCGGCGGUCUUGGCGAGCCCAAGUUCAAUGUCGACGAGACGCAAUUCACCGGCGCAUGGGGCAGGCCUCAGCGUGAUGGCCCUGCUCUCAGAGCGACGGCCAUGAUUGCGUACUCUCGCUACCUCAUCUCAAAAGGGCAGAACUCGACCGUGGCGAACAUCAUCUGGCCCAUAAUCUCGAACGACCUUUCGUACGUCACUGAAAACUGGAAUCAGACAGGCUUUGACCUGUGGGAGGAAGUCAACAGCUCGUCCUUCUUUACCACGGCCAGCCAAUACCGAGCUUUGGUUGAAGGAAGUGCUCUGGCUGCUCAGAUUGGAAAGAAUUGCACCAACUGCGAUUCUCAGGCCCCACAAGUUCUCUGCUUCCUGCAAUCAUACUGGACUGGGUCGUAUGUCUUGUCCAAUACCGGCGGUGGCAGAUCUGGGAAAGACGCCAACUCGAUCCUGGCAUCCAUUCAUUUGUUCGACCAAAGUGUCGGGUGUAAUGCCAACACAUACCAGCCAUGCAGUGAUAAGGCGCUGGCAAACCACAAGGUGGUCACUGACUCGUUUCGGUCGAUCUAUUCGAUCAACAGCGGUAUUGCUCAAGGCACUGGGGUGGCAGUCGGACGAUAUCCAGAAGACAGCUACCAGGGAGGCAACCCAUGGUACUUGAAUACCGCCGCAGCUGCCGAGCAACUAUACGAUGCUGUCUAUCAGUGGAAGAAAGCCGGCAGUAUCACGAUCACCUCAACCUCGCUGCCAUUCUUCAAGGACGUUUACUCGUCUGCGGCAGCGGGUACUUAUGCUUCAUCGUCCUCGACUUUCACGUCAAUUGUCAACGCAGUGACAAAGUACGCCGACAGCUACAUGGCUGUCGUCGAGAAAUAUGCACCACAAAAUGGGUCAUUGGCCGAGCAGUUUUCUCGAUCGAAUGGCGGUCCACUAUCUGCUGCUGACUUGACGUGGUCGUAUGCAGCCUUCCUAACGGCGUUGAACGCUCGCAAGGCUGCAAUGCCUGCAGCAUGGGGCGCAUCCUCUGCGAAGGUUCCAGGUAGCUGUUCUGCCACUUCUGCCACUGGCCCAUGCAGCACUGCGACCGCCACCUUGCCAGUGUCUUCUGGUACCACUGGCCCUACGAAAACACCGACAACGACGGCUACGACUACCUCCGGUGGCAGCUGUAGCCCAACGCCUACCGCCAUCAACGUCCUCUUCAAAGAGACCGCAACGACGACGUAUGGCGAGAAUGUGUUUAUUGUGGGAAGUAUCUCACAGCUGGGCAACUGGGAUACAAACAGUGCCAUUGCUCUCUCGGCCGCAAACUACACGAGCACCAACAACGUGUGGUUCGUCACUGUGAACAAUCUUCCGGUAGGAACGACCUUCCAAUACAAGUAUAUCAGGAAAGAGUCAGAUGGUAGCAUUCGGUGGGAGAGCGACCCAAACAGGAGCUACACUGUGCCCGCAAGCUGCAAUGGGGCCACGGAGACUGACACCUGGAGAUGA
Zasmidium cellare ATCC 36951 is the source of this 1869-nucleotide messenger RNA. RefSeq names its product carbohydrate-binding module family 20 protein. NCBI's taxonomy places the organism in Eukaryota, Fungi, Ascomycota, Dothideomycetes, Mycosphaerellales, Mycosphaerellaceae. Bases 1 to 1869 code for a protein of 622 amino acids. The transcript is spliced from 7 exons. Gene Ontology annotation, biological process: polysaccharide catabolic process. The record is from RefSeq and is a predicted model, not a curated record. Gene Ontology annotation, cellular component: fungal-type vacuole. Gene Ontology annotation, molecular function: starch binding; glucan 1,4-alpha-glucosidase activity.